CCCCGACACCAUUCGAUUAACAAGAAGUCCAGUAUUAGUUCGUUUAUUGAGCGGUUACAAAACCAGCAGAGACUCUGUUAAGCUCACUAGAAGCGAGGUUUGAUCAACAGACGUCGAGGAACUGAAGCUGCGAAAAUACAACCUCCUUAGCUUCGUUCGGAAGCGACAAGAAGCGAAUCUCAAGAGCACAAAGAAAUCAUGAAGCUUUUGGCAAACGCCCGGUUGGAUACGCUUAGUGCAGCAAUUUCCACCAACACAGGGGACAGCCAGAUCGAGGGAAGGUAAGAUGUCGGUUGUCGUCUUACAGUUAUAAGCUAACUUUAUUGUUUGCUCUAAAUAAGCUUAGCUGUCAAAGUGAUCCAACUGACUGCAUUUCUCUGAGGCAAGACGUGCAGUAUUACGGCUGAUUUUCUGCCAUAUGAACGAACACAAGGCUUAAAACCAAUAUUAUUUUUCUACUUUUACACUAGAUUAAUUUCGUUUUCGUGAUUUGAUUUUAUUUCGGUCGAUGACUAUGUACAAACGCUGUGUUUCAAUUUAACCCUUCGCCUAUUUUAAUUGUCAUAUAUUUUUGAGAAGGGUAAUGAUCGAUAAAGAGAAAAACAAUGCCAGAUACAGAUUGAGCCAUUGUGUAAAUGUGUUGUUUUCCGUCGAUCACGGGACUUUCCGCUGACGGAGAGAGGACAAAUCGAGGGGAUUGUUUACCAAAAUACAAGGGCAAACGGAUAUCGAUUCACGGUUUGGGCAAAUGGUACGCAAAAUUCAUGACUGGCAAAUAUCGUCCUUUAAUCUCGUUCACCAUUUGCACAAAUCAAAUCCAUUUUCCCAAAAAACAGCUACGAAAGCCUGAAACUGGUAUCAAAGGUGACUUCGAUGAAAAUGGAACACGAAUUUCUGCUUGGAACAUUUGGAACACAAAAACGUUACCUUUUCUUUUCAGAAAUUCUGUUGCUCACAGAAGUUUUUUUAAUUGGAAUGACCUGAAAAGUCAUGUUCCAUUUGCUUGCCAACUGGAUUUUCUGGAAACUUUUUGCAUAUGGUAAACAACUGCGGUCUCUACCUCGUGAUAUGUUCAUGUAAUGAGACUGGAGGGCUUGGUUACCAGAGAAACUAAUGUAUGGUGCUGUGUCAGUGGGAAAUUGCCCAAGUUUGAUGUAUUUAAAAAAAUACGACUCCGAGGCUUUAGGGUCAUAAAUGCAAAUUUUACAUGACUCCAUUGUGUCGCAAUUCCCAGAAGAGACUUGAGCACAAAGAAACCAAACCAAAUAUAGAAAAAUGACCGGAAAGCAUCGGAGUCAUUUUAGAAUUUUAAUAUAUCAAACCUGAAAAAUUUGGUCUAAGAGUUAAUUUACCUCUGUAAAGAAAUUAUAAAGCAGAAGUUUCAAGCACAAGACUUUCAUCAGAGCAACUCAGUGGAUUGUGGGUUUUAUGCAGUUUAUACAGCUAUUUUGCGAAAGGUUGUCGGAAAAAGUGCACGCAACAAUCCCGAAAGGUAUUGUGGGUGGUUUUUAGAUCACAGUUUUUUCAAAGAAAUUUCAAAGAAUGGCAAGAGGGGCCAUGGACGUAUGUUAGUGAGUGCUAAAGGAAAGCAACAAAAGUAGGUUCGACGGCUACAAUGUCAGCAACAGUGUAUUGAUCAUAUCCCAUAUUACCUUUCGGGAUUGUUGCAUGCACAGUUUUUCUGACAACCUUUCUAGAAAUAACUGUAUAUCAAAAUGUGGUGGAUGUACAUCAUAGUUGGUAAUAUGGUAAUACAGGGCUCGAAAUUAAAAAAAUCUCCAGGUCGCCUUUGGCGACCAACCCGAGAAAUAUAGUCGCCAGAUGCAAAUUUUUAGUCGCCAGUUUGUAAAAUGUAAAUGACGCAGCUCAUAGGUACAGGGCUUCCGAUAUUUCGAGCAGGAGCGGAGCCGCGAAAUUCACAAAAACACGCGAAAUACUGCGAAAUUCAGUGGAAAUCUUAUCUAAUACAUGUCUGCACAACAUAUUUGAAACUUAUCUCAGCUAUUGGGGCUAUUUACUUGCCGUAAACUUGCAAAUUUAUCUUGAUACUUCGUCACUGAAACGUGCAAAUAACGUCACGAAACUACCAGGCGUAGAUUAUGUUGCGAAAAACUGAGCACUAGCCAUGAUGUUAAAGGCUUUGCCAUUGGUUCGUUUCUCGAGCGUAUUGUUGUUGAAAGAGCAAAUGAUGACCUCUGUUAGAAAAACGUUUAAAACGCUGGUCUGAUCGGCGCAAAACCGAUCGAUAUCUGACAAAAUUUUCCCUCAAAAAUAACCACAAAAUCAGCCUUUUUUACCGAAUGAUUUUCGGUGAAGUUUGCCCCAAACAUUCCCGCAAAAGUGCCGCAAAAUCGGCCGAUUUUUCUGCGAAUUCGCCCCUAAAAAUCCCGCGAAAUUUGACUUUUUUCCGCUACCUAUCAGAAGCCCAGCAUGUUAUGGCGCGAUCCAUCAGAUUUGAAAAUAUCAUGAAGUCGGUAUAAAUUUGGAGGUAAAAUGGCUUUGUUUAUGCGAUUUGUCACAUUUUUCAUGAUGAAAGCAAAGCAAGAUAAGAUGAAAUGUUUGUUUUAAUUUUACUCUUCUAAAAUCUGGUCGCCACUUUGGCGACUUAACCAGAAUUUUUAGUCGCCAAAGAGAAAAUGUUAGUCGCAUUGGCGACUGUAUCAGUCGCAAUUUCGAGCCCUGUAAUACAAAAAACAACAAUAUAUUACAGCUGUAGCUGAAUGAAAGUGUUCUUUGAUUUUCAUAGGAAUUAAGAGUGAACAUUUAGAAGAUAAAUUUUUGUUCUAUAUUUUUUGCCACUUUUGGUGUUGCCUUGGUGUGAGAAGUGAAGUCUACACAUUGCCAUGUUUGGUUAGAAUGCUUUGAAAGGAUGAAAGGGCAUGUGACUGGUCUUCAUACCUAGGCUGUACCAUAAAAACCACAGAAUAGGCACAAUCUCUGGACUCGCUCUGAUAAAUGACUGGUACAUGUGUAAUAUACUCAAAACAUCAUUUGAGGCGAAGAAACUAAGUUCUUACAUAACAUGAUAUGUUAAUAUAUGACUCUUCUUUCUCCUGUUUAUUUAUCUUCUCUUAGAAUUGAAAGCUAUUCUUGCAAGAUGGCGGGUAGUGACAAGAAAUUAUACAAAACUCUAAAUGAAGGCAGUGGUCCCAAUGAACUUCAAGCAUUAUCACCACCCCAAACACACUUUCAAACCACUACUCCAGGUAGUAUAUCGCCCACAAACAGCAGUUACCCUGGUAUUCUGGCCAAUAUGCGACCGAGGACACUUAGCACAGGAAGCCAGGAAGAAGCAGUAUUGUGCGACACCAUCAGUCGUAAGAUGUUAUUUUACUUGAUAUCAACACUGAAUGCGGCAUUCAAUCCUGACUAUGACUUCAGCAAUGUUAAGUCUCAUGAAUUCUCUCGUGAGCCAAAUCUGCGAGUUGUCAUAGACACAAUUAACGGGAAUUUGUCAGCAAAUGUUGGGGAGCCUUUUGUGGCGCUGAAGACUGGGUUAUGGGCUGCUGUGGAUGAAGAGAUAAAUCUUGCAGAGUGUGAUAUUUUCAGGUAACUUUAAAUAUUGAGUUUGGUCAUUUCAAGCGUCAAAUGCAAUCCUGAGUCAGCCAAGCAUGAACCAACCUUAAGUGAAGCCCGAAAGUUAAUUUUUUUCACAUUUUACAGUUUCAUUGCCACAGAAAAGCAUUUUAACAAUUUUGUUGAAAACAUUUUCAAGACAGGUAAUAUGUGAUAUACCUGCAUUGUGGUGAAUAAAACACAUUCUACAUGUAUAACAUAAAGAGUUCAGUAUUGUGCCACAAGCUGUUGUCACACCUGCUCCUUAUUAACAACAGAUCAUGAAAUGACCAAACUAUUGCAACAAAGAACAGAGAGAAAUAACGUUUCGUGCCUGUUGUCCUUCUUCCUUUGAGUUUGAGUUUACAACAAGUAGUAUUUUCUGAAAUAAUCAAUUUUUGCUUUAUAACUGUAUUUUUGUGUGAGUAAAUUGAUUUACACUCAGUAGUUUUAUUAAUGCUUUUUAUUACACAUGAUCAGGUUACCAAAAAAGCACACUAUAGGAAAGUGGAGGAAGAUACAGAGAUACGGUUUUUACUUGUUCCUUUUAGGUUCUUCAAACUCCACUUUUCAGUGGCUGUGGUGUAAUAGUCAGAUCUCCUGCCAGUGAAUUGAAUUACAUGUUCCCAGUCUAAUACUUUGCACAUUCCAGUUCCCAUUAACUAAUCAUUUCCUCAUACACGUAUCUCUUUCAUUUUUGUAGUUAUAACCCUGAUCUUGAUUCAGAUCCUUACGGUGAAGAGGGUAGUCUAUGGUCCUUCAACUACUUCUUCUACAACAAGAAAAUGAAAAGAAUCUUGUUCUUUACAUGUAGGGCAACAAGGUAACAACAGUUAUAAGUAAAGUGAUGGUACAUGGUGAGAUACAGACAGUAACAUUGACAGUCACAUAAUUAUAGUGAUGUAAACGUCUGGGCCCUGUUGUUCAAACGUCGGUUAGCGCUAUCCACCGGAUAAAUCACUAUCCAGCAGAUAGCGUAAUUGAUUUCGUAAUACUUAGCCGCUGGAUAGUGAUUUAUCCGGUGGAUAGCGCUAUCCAGCAUUUGAACAACCGGGGCCGGAAGUUUAUGGCUUGUUAAUUCUUGAAUCAAGGCCAGCUUUAAUAUAAUUUUUGAAACAAUGCUGUACAAUUUUGGCUGGCUGACCUUAAAUCUUGUCCCAUUUUACAACUUAGUACUUAUAGUUAUAAAGGGCAACAGGGAAAGACUAGAAAUGUGAAAGUGGUGAGGUAUAUGUGCAACCACAUUUAUUUUCCAACAAUGUCUUGUAGUAAGUGACAAACAUUGCAUCAUAUCCAUUUUAAUAUACACAUUUUUAGCCAUGCAGUAUUUCAAACUUGGGCAUUAUACACUGUAAGUCUUAAGUUUAUUUGUGAUCAGCAUUUAUUUGUUAAAAAGUGGUAUUAUGCCAUUUUUUGCAAACCAUUAUAUUCUCUUGGUGUGAAAAAAUUAAUUACUUUGGGACUACUAGUUUUUUCAACCAGCACCAUAAAUUGAGAACAGACAAUUUGGACUGUACUGCAUUUUCUUUAUAUAAAUAAGGUCUUAUGGUGACUUGUUAACAAUGAUUUGUUGUUAGCUCAAGUGCGCAGUACCAGUCUGAUGAAGGUGAACAGUUUGAAAUGGAGCCUAUGGACACUGAAUUUGAGGAGUCUUCUUUAAACAGGUGUGUG
Molecule: messenger RNA, 5226 nt
Organism: Porites lobata
Lineage: Eukaryota; Metazoa; Cnidaria; Anthozoa; Scleractinia; Poritidae
Source: the annotation of a GenBank genome assembly